GCAUUUUUGCCAAAGUAACUUAUCGAAAGGUUCAUCAAAAAUAGAAUUAUAUGGGCCCCUUCAGAGUGGAGCACCAUUAUAGGAAAUUGCAGAGUUAACCCGAGGCCAUAUAAAGUUAUAAAGCUUGAGCACUUUGAGUUCAAAAAUUGGAAGAAGCUAGGGGAUGAGCAGCUCGUCCUUACAAAAACAGGGCUAAAAAUGAAUAGUGUAAGACAAGCUUUUUUUCAAAAAGGAUCACCGGAAGUCGCAGUCAAAUAUACCUAUGACAGAAGUCCUGAAUACGAUUUGUGUUUUGAGUUGAACUACAAUAAGGGUGGUCGAAAACGACAAGAAAAGGCCUUUUCUGAACCUGAAAGAAUUUAUAAGCAACUGCUUUCAAUAUCCGAAUUAAAAAGAAGGGAUUUGGAUAAACUUUGCAAAAACAAUGUCAUACCUGCCAGGUUUCACGAUGAAUUUUUUAAACUGAAAUCAAAGUCUUCUGUUCAAGAUGAGUUAGCAGAGAGUGAUGCAGAGGAUGACAAGGAGGAUGAAAGCUCCGAAUCUUAAUAAAAAAUAAUAUGUAUUUUUUACUACUUAGUAAGAAUUUAACAGUUGAUUUCUGUAACGUUAUUUUAUGUGUUUUUUUAUAAUAAACGAUAACUUUU
Molecule: messenger RNA, 644 nt
Organism: Coccinella septempunctata (seven-spotted ladybird)
Lineage: Eukaryota; Metazoa; Arthropoda; Insecta; Coleoptera; Coccinellidae
Exons: 3
Coding region: 199-546 (115 amino acids)
Source: RefSeq, a predicted model, not a curated record